CGGUAACAGAACGUCUUAUUGCAAAGUGUUUCUUAGAGAAAUAAUUUUUCUGCAAUGAAUUGUGUGUAUUUGUUGUUACUUUCGACGGUGCAAUUAACCGCUGUUUAUUGUGCUAAUGAAAAUUACAUUAUCCGUGAUUAUUUCGCAUUUAGGAAAGUGGGGAGGAUUGUCGGCUUCUCUUGCGAUAACGUGGAAAAUGAUUUUAAGCUUGCGAAGACUUUGAACGGCAUGUACACUACAUACAUUUCGAUGUCUAACUCCACAAUUGAAUCACGUUUAGAUGUAAAGAAGCUUCUAACAGCUGAAUAUCAUCAGUUAGGUGUUUUCUUGGAUUGUCGAUGCGAUCCUCAACGUUAUGUUAAAGUCAUAGCCGAUGCAGGAAAGUAUUCUAUGUACGACGAGAUGCACAAAUGGUUGAUCUUAGGCUCAGAUCUUCGCCAGACACUUGAAAUACUAAACGACGAUACAUUUAGCGUUUCAACUGACGUUGUGAUUGUUAUACCAUCCAAUGACAAUUAUCUUCUCUAUGACGUGUACAAUCCAUGUAAGGAUCGAGGAGGAUCGAUGAACGUAACGUAUUUCGGAUCGUGGAGCAGUGAAUCUAGAUUAAAUGUUAGCUUGAAUCAGUCGAAAUUUCAAAGGAGGUCUAAUUUGCAUGGAAUGAAACUUAAAGUAGGCGUCGUUUUAAACAUUAAAGUAGAGAACAAAUCCCUGGAUGAAACCAUGUUAGAAUAUUCCAUGAAAUCAAAGUACGGUCGAUCGAAAUUUUUAUACGUUCUUCUGCAUCACUUGUCUGACCUCUUCAAUUUCACUAUGGACCUCGUGCAAAUAAAUGCUCAAAGAAGAUUCGACAAUUCCGGUCCGGUAUUUACGGCUUUCAAGAAGAAACUUAUAGAUAUGUCGGCAAGUCCGGUUGCAAUGAAGAUAGAUAGAUUGACUAACGGAGACAUAAUUGGGCCUGUCUGGCCGAUACGAUCGUGUUUUAUAUUCCGCACAAUUUCAUCGUCGAAAAUGAAACCAACUCAAUUUCUGCAACCUUUAUCCAUGAAAGUAUGGUACGUAAUAUUCGCUACGAUAGGAAUGGUCACGAUAAUUUUGAUUAUUUUAAUAAGAAUGGAGGGUAUACGUUCUCCUACCGAAAUAUAUGGACUAUCUGUUUUACUAACAAUAGGAGCAAUAUCUCAACAAGGAUCUGCAUUCAUCCCGAAUCGUUUCGCAGGACGCAUCGCGCUUCUGCACACUCUGCUUUUCAGCGUGUUAAUUUUAAAUUAUUAUUCAGCAAGUAUAGUGUCGAAUCGUUUGAAGAACAAAGGCGAAAGAAUGAAUGAUUCUUUGAUCAGCUUGGCGAAGAGCAAUAUGAAACUCGCAGCGGAGUCGACUCCCUAUAUUCGUUCUUUUCUGAAGGUACCAGAUAAGGAGGUGAGAUAUUUCUACGAGAACCGUUGGAUGAAAAUACCAGAGUUCAGUAGAUACUUGCCACUGGAGGAGGGACUCGAUCGUGUGGCAGAUGGAAGUUUGGCUUAUCACACGAUGAUCGAUUCCGCUUAUCCGUAUAUUGAACAAUCGUUUAACUAUCGAAGUAUUUGUGAGCUGACGGAAGUUCAUCUCUUCCGAUCGAUACUGGCAUUCUACGCGAGACACAAGAGUCCUUUCACUGAAUUGAUGAAAAUAGGUCUGACAAAAAUUCGCAACGUUGGUAUCCAGAAACGGGAACUGAAACGAUGGAGAUCUAGGAAACCGUUCUGUCCAAACAAUCUGUUAAUCGCUGAACCUUUAUCCAUUCACGAAGCUGCCCCAGUUUUCAUAUUUCUGAGCUUUUCCAUGUUCCUGUCUCUUCUUUUUUGCCUCGUCGAGAAUUUAUUAUUCUACCUUUCUUCAGCACGGAGAGAGAGCGCACUAAUGGAGAAGAAGCAUUUGAUAGGAAGAAACUUCGAUUUAUCAACAUUAAAAGACGUCAAUUUGCAGACUUCAAGAAAUUUUAAUCAUCAAGUAUACCAUGCUGGAGGGUUCAAUCCAACUAUCACUAAAAUUGUGAAGAAUUUACUUGUUACAAUGUCCAUCAUUUUUCUACUCUUAUUACAAUUUAUUUUGAUCUCCAACGCACAGGAUCAUAUCUUCAUACGUGAUUAUUUUGUGCAUAAGAAAGUUCGAAAUGUCGUAGGAUUUUCUUGCGGUGACACUAUAGGUGACUUCAACCUUCUGAAAACCCUGAGCACCAUCGGUAUAUUUACAAUAAUACGAGAACCCAGUAUGAAAAUCGACUUUAGAAGAUUUUUGAGAAGCGAAACGUGGACAGUAGGUGUUGUCAUCGAUGUACGUUGUCACAAUGAAACGGCUGUCCGAAUUUUUGCCGAAAGUUCGAAGCAUCGAAUGUACGAUUACUCCUACAACUGGCUAGUACUUGGCUCGAAUUACAAUCGCAGUAUUCCUCUUCUGAACGACACCGCAUACAAUAUAGUGACGGAUCUUGUUCUGGCUAUAUCGAACGAGCAUGGAUACGAUUUAUACGAUGUUUUCAAUCAUUGUAAAUAUCGUGGUGGUUUAUUAAACGUCACUAAACUCGGCACUUGGCGUCAAGAUUCUGGAUUAAACAUUAUCCUGACCCAGCCUUUGAUUAACAGGAGAGCUAACAUGCAUGGUAUGAGACUAAAGAUAUCUGGGGUGAUACAAUACAGACCAAAGGACAUGCGUCUAGAAGAUUACAUGCAGGAUAUUAAUACGAGAUCCUUAGACAGCAUGCAUAAAUUUGUCCAUGCUAUGAUGUUACACACGGGGGAUCUUUUCAAUUUUAGCGUUCACGCAUCAGAAAUAAUCUAUUGGGACAGGCACAGCGUGCAUGGUUUAAUUUUUGAAUUUUUAAGAUCGAAUUACAUUGAUUUUGCGAGCAAUCCAAGGAUUAUGGUGUCUGAAAGAUUAGAUUUUGCUAGCCUCAUUGGUGCAGCCUGGCCUAUAAAACCCUGUUUCAUGCUUCUAUCAACAUCAACUAAUAAAAUCAAAUUGGAAAUCUUUCUGAAGCCUUUUACGAGGCAGACGUGGUACGUGUUCGCAGCUUUUGGAAUAUUUUCCAUCUUUAUUAUGAAAUUAAUUAUGAAUCGUGAGAAAGUAGGUAAAAGAGAGAAAUAUUCAGGAGCAGUGGUGCUUUCCAUAGGAAUUAUAGCUCAGCAAGGUGCAAAUUUCCUUCCAAAACGUGUACCAAGUCGCAUAGCACUAUUUCAAAUAACCCUACAUAGCUGGAUAAUGUACAAUUAUUAUUCAGCUAGUAUCGUCUCGGCUCGAUUAAGCGAACCCUUAGACAUGAUGGAAGAUUCAGUGACGGUUCUUGCUGAUAGCAAUUUAAAAAUUGCUGCAGAAGCUGUGCCAUAUCUCAACUAUUUUCUAUACAAAUUGAACUGGGAAUCAGAUUAUUUUCGUAAAAAACGUUGGGAUCCUCUGCCAGAAUCCAAACGAUACUUGCCAUUAGAGGAAGGAAUCAGACAAGUGAGCCAAGGUAUUUUAGCAUAUCACACCGACCCAAAUACAGCCUACCCUUAUGUGGAAAGGAUGUUCGAUUCCAAUAAAAUCUGCGAAUUAACGGAGAUCCAUUUGUUUAAACAAUCUGUGAUGGGAAUGUAUGCUAGUCAUAAUGGACAAUUCAUUGAGAUAGCCAAAAUAGGAUUGACAAAAAUGUUCAACACCGGUCUUCGUAAUCGUCAAAUCAAACAUUGGUCCUCAAGGAAGCCACAAUGUCAACCCGAUACUUUAUCUACCAGGAGUAUCACCAUCUAUGAAACAGCACCAGCUUUACUUUUAUUGGCGUUUGGUAUAAUCGUGGCUGGAACAAUUUGUAUUGUGGAAAAUAUUAUUUUUAAUCGUUCGAUGAGGAAGAUGGACAUAAAUCAGAAGAAGAGAAUUGGAACCAGAGGAAGUAUUGCUAGCGGAAAUAGUAGAGACAACUUGUUAGAUUUAAAUCAUUGAUCUUUAUUGAUUUUCAGAGUAGACAAAUAGAGUUUUGAUUAGACAAACAUUUCUUUUAUUUCUGUAAUUUUCUGUCUUUAAGUACUCCUCAAGGCAUGUACCCCUGUAGACACCAAGAAUCUGUCCGGAAGGUUGGCGACGUACAAUAAUUUAUUGUUAGAAGUUUUCCCUCUGUUAAAUUUUCUAUCUGUAAAUAAUAAUUAAGAAAAAUAUUUAGGUAUUCUAUCAAGCAUACUAAGCUACAAAUAGAGUUAGGUGGUACAUGUGCAAACCAGAAGUUGUUUCCUUUGCUAAAGAACCAUUACGUCAAAACUGACAUGCUUUCUCAUAUAAAAUGAAAGAAGGGAUGACUUUGCUGGCUGAUAGUUGCAACACGAACCUUCUGCAUGCAGUCGUUUGAUUUACAACCGAGAAUAAA
Messenger RNA from Osmia lignaria (orchard mason bee), 4372 nucleotides. RefSeq lists its product as uncharacterized. The record is from RefSeq and is a predicted model, not a curated record. Lineage: Eukaryota; Metazoa; Arthropoda; Insecta; Hymenoptera; Megachilidae.